CCUUCUUCACUCAUCAGUUCUCUGCAAAUCAACAGAACCUUCUUAUCUCUUUCAUGGCGUUUUCUUCCUCUUCGUCUUUAAUCGCUCUUGCAUUGCUUCUUUCACUGUCUGUUUCCUCUGUGACUUCAACUUCGAAGUUUGAUGAGCUGUUUCAGCCUUACUGGGCUGCUGAUCAUUUCUCGUUUGAUGGAGAUGCGGUGAACAUGAAGCUUGAUAACUUUUCCGGAGCUGGAUUUUCAUCCAAGUCGAAGUACAUGUUUGGCAAAGUAAAUGUUCAGAUCAAGCUUGUUGAAGGUGAUUCCGCCGGAACAGUCACUGCAUUCUACAUGUCAUCAGAUGGCCCGAAACACCACGAGUUUGAUUUCGAGUUCCUGGGGAACACCACCGGAGAACCUUACAUUGUUCAGACGAAUGUAUACGUCAAUGGCGUCGGCAACCGUGAACAGAGGUUGAAUCUCUGGUUCGAUCCAACCAAAGACUUCCAUACUUACUCAAUCCUCUGGAACCAGCGCCAAGUUGUGUUUUUGGUUGAUGAAACACCGAUUAGAGUGCACAGUAAUUUGGAGCACAAGGGUAUCCCGUUCCCUAAAGACCAAGCGAUGGGUGUGUACAGCUCAAUUUGGAAUGCUGACGACUGGGCGACACAAGGUGGUCGGGUCAAAACCGACUGGACCCAUGCUCCGUUUGUCGCAUCCUACCGGUCAUUUGAGAUCAAUGGUUGUGAAUGUCCGGUGUCCACGGCGGAUUCCGAUAACGCAAAGCGGUGUGCUACCAGCGGCGGUUGGUGGGAUCAACCAAUAUUGUCGGAGUUGAAUGUGCAUCAAAGCCACCAGCUUAUUUGGGUGAGGGCGAACCAUAUGAUUUAUGACUACUGCAGUGACGCCGGCAGGUUUCCGUCGGUGCCGGUGGAAUGCGAGCACCACCGUCACUAGUGGGGAAGUGGGAUGGGGAUGAAAUGUUUGUAAAAAUGAAUGAAAACAUGAACUUCAUGUUGCAUAUUUUGUUAAUGUAAGGUUAUUAUUGACUUUUUAGGCAAUGUUAAUUUAUUUAUUUUCUACUAAGGAAAGUCACUUUCACAAAA
This is a messenger RNA of Lactuca sativa (garden lettuce), 1081 nucleotides long. RefSeq names its product xyloglucan endotransglucosylase protein 6. NCBI's taxonomy places the organism in Eukaryota, Viridiplantae, Streptophyta, Magnoliopsida, Asterales, Asteraceae. Gene Ontology annotation, biological process: xyloglucan metabolic process; cell wall biogenesis. The record is from RefSeq and is a predicted model, not a curated record. Gene Ontology annotation, molecular function: xyloglucan:xyloglucosyl transferase activity; hydrolase activity, hydrolyzing O-glycosyl compounds. Gene Ontology annotation, cellular component: cell wall; apoplast.